Messenger RNA from Octopus bimaculoides (California two-spot octopus), 5880 nucleotides. Its product is annotated as mitochondrial fission process protein 1. NCBI's taxonomy places the organism in Eukaryota, Metazoa, Mollusca, Cephalopoda, Octopoda, Octopodidae. Gene Ontology annotation, cellular component: mitochondrion. The record is from RefSeq and is a predicted model, not a curated record. Gene Ontology annotation, biological process: mitochondrial fission.
GUGACCUUCUUUGGUCGGUCAGCUGACCGUCAUCAAAUCGUGUUUCCUCAGCGGGCACAUGGCUAAGACAGACCGACAGACAGACCCGAAAUCUGUAGAGAGUUAGUUAACUAACCAAUUAGUUAAUUGAUUGCUAAGGAAUGAAGACUGAUCAACUGAUGGCUAGGAAUGCAGGCACACAAACUAAAUUAAUCGAAAGAUACACUGACUUGCUGAUAGAAUAAUUAAACCAGUUGAUUGAUAAAUAUAUAGAAGAAAUGAUCGAAAGAUUGACUAAGCAAGCUGAGAGAGAGAGAGAUUACUAAGCUGAUGGCGAGAGAAUUUAGUCUAGUAGAUGAUAGAAUGAUUGACAGACUGACAAAUAGACGAGUUGUUUAUUUGUCUAUAAGUACAGCUCACACCGAGAAGCAAUGCAUACAACAAGAAUAACAACGAAAUGAAAUAAGAAGAUAGAAGCAGUGAGAAAGGGUAAUAAAACUCCGAAAUAGAUUCGUCCUGGCACAGAUUGUUUGUGAAGGACAACCUCAGCAACAACUAGAAGCAGACGACGACGGUGACAGUCACAGCGAUGUCAACACAAGAACCACCAGAUUUAUACAGGGACACGUACGUCCGAUAUCUCGGCUAUGCAAAUGAAGUUGGUGAGGCAUUCCGGGCUUUGGUCCAUGUGAACGUUGUCCGUUUCAGCUAUGUCGUAGCUUGUAGCUACGUCAUAGCUGAUGCUAACCACAAGGGACAAAUCGCUGCUAAAAAAUCUGACGAAUCAAAUGUCACGAAGAACCGUAUGAUAGCCAUGGCAGACACAGUUGUUUGGCAAGGGCUGGCAUCCGUAGCAAUUCCUGGAUUUACUAUCAAUCGAUUAUGUGCCGGUACUAAUUACAUGCUGAAGAAGACAGCUUCGUUACCGGUCGGUAUUCGUCGGUGGACCACAACUUUUGUUGGUCUCGGUUGUAUUCCUUUCAUUGUGAAACCCAUCGAUCAUUCCGUCGACUUCAUGAUGAAUAACAGUCUGAGGAAGAUGUAUGUCGCAAAGCCGGAACCGAAGGGUGUGUUUCACCAUGAGAGAGCUGAUUAGAGGCAGAAAACGGGUAGACAGUGUGUGUAUAUGCGUGAGGUGUGUGUGUGUGUGAGAGAGAUUUCGAUAUAGAUGGAUAGAUAAACUAACAAACACACACAAAAAAAAAAAAAAAUUAAAAACAAAAGCAAAAAGCAUUAUUUAAUUUCUUUUGAUCUAAUAUUUUUUUUUUUUAAUUGGUUUGAACCAUGAAAAAUAAUUGGGAGCUUUGGCAGAGGAAGAUGGGCAACAGUCAUGACCUUUUUUUAUAGGGCUUCCAAGAUUGGUAACAGGCUUGCAACAAAGUCAGAUCUGCCAAAGCACCCUCAAUGACAGAUGAUGCUGGUCAUGCUUGAGCACCAGUCACAUGUCAUACAUACACACACAUGCACAUAUACAUUUGUUUUUUUUCUGCUAUAGGCACAAGGCCUGAAAUUUUGUGGUUAGGGAUCUUGUGGAUUACAUCAACCCCAGGGCUCAACUGAUACUUAUUUAAUCAGCCCUGAAAAGUUGAAAGGCCAAAUCAACUUUGGCAGAAUUCGAACUCAGAAUGUAAAGUUGAUAGAAAUGCUGCUAAGCACUUUGCCCAGCACUAUAACGAUUCUGCCAGCUUGCAACCUUAAUGAAAAUAAUAAUAAUCCUUUCUAAUAUAGACACAAGGCCUAAAAGAUUUUAGGAAGGGGCCUUGUUGAUUACAUCAACCUAGAACUCAACUGGCACUUAUUUUGUUGACCCCCAAAGGAUGAAGCACAAAGUUGAUCUUAGGAGAAUUUGAACUCACAACGUAAACACUCUGCUAAGAAUUUUGUCUGGCAUGCUAGCAACUCUACCAGCUUGCUACCUUAAUAAUGGUUUCAGAUUUUGGCACAAGGCCAGCAAUUUUGGGUGUAAGGGUAAGCUGAUUACAUCGACCCCAGAACUGAACUGGUACUUAUUUUAUCAAAUACCUGUUGAGUAGCGAGUACGAUGUAAUCUACUUCCCCCCACCCACGAAAUUGCUGGCCUUGUACCAAAAUUUGAAACCAUUAUUGCCUCCUUAAUAAUAAUAAUAAUAAUAAUAAUAAUAGCGAUAGUGAUAAUAAUAAGGGAUGUCAGAAACAUCUAGACAACAUCCCAGGAGAAACAUGUCUCAGAGAAAUCCAAAAGAUUGUUCUGACAAGUACUGCCCACGUCCUUAGAAUAACCCUAUCAAUUUAAUUGUCUGUGUUGUAUUACAUGGAGAUAUUUCGUUACUGCCCCUGUCACUUCCCCUCCCCAAGCUUUCAAUUAUGCUGUAACAUAUAUUAUCCUUCGUUUGCCCUAUGGCACUGAGUGUGUCUCGGCGAGUGAUUGUGACAAACAUGCAGAUUACAAGUAAAUAAUAAUAAUAAUAAUUACAACAGCAUUGCAGUCAUCGAUGGAAACUGCCAGCUUGCUACCUUCAUGCACAUGCAUAAUAAUAAUAAUAAUAAUAAUAAUAAUAAUAAUAAUAAUAAUAAUAAUAAUAAUAAUAAUAAUAAUAGAUCUCCAUUGGUUUUGACAAUGAGUAUUCAGUUAUUCAAUCAACUAAAUUUGCCUAUAAGCGGUUGAGUAUUCCAUAGGCACAUGCAUUUUUAAUGUAUUCUCAGGCUGAAUCAGCAUGACACAAUAUGUGACUAAGGCUGCUUCCUUAAAUUUCAGGUGUAAUCCAUUCAACAGGCUUCCUCACGAUUUCCAUCUACGUAGUUUCACUCACUUGGGUUGAUCAUAAGUUAUGGUUAAAAACCUUGCCCAAGAUGCUGAUCACUCAGAUAUAACAUGGACACUUGUGAUUGUGGAGUAAACAUUUUAAACUGUUUGACCAUGUUGUGGCCAUAACACACACACACGCACACAUAAACCAUGAACAUCUUAGCCAGUACGCACAAAUUUGUGACUGUUAUAUCCUGACUGGGAUAUUCUUCCAAUCUGUGAUAGUAAAUCAUUAUUUUCAUUAGAUCCUAACUAAUCAAUCAAUUUAUACAUACCAUUAAUUAAUUAACGAAGGAAUAGAAACUUCGAAACCCAAACAGGAAUUAAUUACCUUGGGUUUUAUUUUGUUUUUUUUUACACAAAUUGGGUCAAUUUCGUUAUUAUUAUUUUUUUUUUGGUGUCCUUAAAUAUUUGAUACAAAAGUUUAAAAUUGUAUGUAAAUAUAUAUAUAUAUAUAUAUAUAUAUGCUAAUAUCGAACAGUGUGAAUGAGUGCUCUACACUUGUGGGUUGACAAGGCUACCAUUGGUUUCAUGAAACAUGCUUGAUAAUUGCUGAGAAAUUUUCUCUCUGCAUGAAAUAAAUGGUAGCCUUGUUCAUCCACAAAUAAAAAAGAAAAGCAAAUAUGUACACACACACACACACACACACACACACACACACACAUGUAUGUAUAAUUCUAAAUGAUUGUUACAGAAGACAUAGUGUACUGGAAGCUUUAUUUAUCUCAACAAUCAUUUCAGUAUACCUCUGCACUGCUCCCUUGUGGGUGGGGAAUGAUAUAAUGAAAGCGAAUGUUCUCCCCAGUGCAGAAGAAACCUCAUCAGGUGACAUAAUAGGCUUCAAAGUUAUAAAAUUUGCCUUUCGCUUACAGGUGUAGCUGGAUGAUGUUGGUAGUAGUCGGCUCUCAUAUCUAAACUUUAAUUUUGAUUAUAACCCAUAUCAGCAUCAUCAUCAUCAUUGUUUAACGUCCAUCUUCCAUGCCUGCAUGGGUAGGACAAUUGACAGAAGCUGGCCAGGUAGAAAAACUACCCUAGGCUACUGUGUCUGUUUUGGCAGGGAUUUCAUGGCUGGAUGCCCUUUUUAACACCAACCGCUCUGCAGAGUGGACUCAGUGCUUUCUACGUGACACUAGCACACGUGAGGCUAGUUUUGGCAUGGUUUUUACUGCUGGUUGCCCUUCCAAACGCCAACCACAUUAGAGUGUGGACAGGAUGCUUUUUAUGUGACACCAGCACUGGCAAGGUAACCAAGUAACUUGCAAGACAUUAUCAUUUAAUAUUCAUUUUCCAUGCUGGCAUGGAUUGGACUGUUGACAGGAGCUGGCAACCCAGAAGACUGCACCAGGCUUCACUGUCUGUUUUUGUAUGGUUUUUAUAGAUAUAUAUAAAGGGCAAAAAAAAAAAUGGUUGGUAAGUAAUACAUUUGACAUGUGGCCUAAUGGUUAGGGUGUUGCAUCCAGGAUUGUUAGAUCCUGGUUUCAAUUCUUGGACCAGGCAGUGCAUUGUGUUCUUGAGCCAAACACUUCAAUGGACUUGCUUCUCACUCAGGGAGAACGUUGUAGAUCCUGGUACAUUAGCUGCCAUGGAAACCAAGUUAGUGGUCCUAUGAGUCCAAGAAAUUGAAACAUUAAGGUCCAAGCUUGAGGAUAAUGAUGAUGAUGAGUAAUCUCAAACCCUCCUCUUCCUAAUAUUCCAACAAUUGAGGUGGGGAGCAGGGUGGGUAGACAAGAAUUUCCUUUCCAAUGUCUUUAUUUAAACAACUGAUUUUAACAAUUUAUUGAACAUAUCUUUUUUCUAUUCAUUUAUCUCACAGACAAAUGCAGUGUGUGUGUAUAUAUAUAUAUAUAUAUGUGUGUACGUAUAUAUCUAUAUACGUGUAUGUAUAUAGAUAUGUAUGUAUGUAUAUAUGUGUCUGCGUCUGUAUGUAUAUAUAUAUAUAUAUAUAUAUAUAUAUAUAUAUAUAUAUAUAUACGUAACUGUCAAACAACACAAAUGAGUGCUCAAUACCACAUUAGUGAAUAAAAUUUUUAUGAAAAAAAAAUUUGUGAAGAUUUAUAAAUUCCCUUCUCCCCCAUCCUUCCAGACUGAUUUUGGCCAAUUCUUUUUUUUUUGCACUAUGUACUAAAAGAUAAUAAGAAAAGUCUUGAAGGUUAAAAAUGGAACAUUCUAGAAAUCAUUACAGUCACUACUUUCUUUUUAUUCAGACAGAAAAUGAAAUGAAAUUUAAAAACAAUAGUGACAUUUGAAACAAUUUUCUACUACCCCCACCACCACCUCCACCACCAACUCCUAAACUUUUGACAUCUUUUCAAAAUUUUUUAAAAUCAUUUUUUAAAAAUAAGAACAGUCUGAAUUUGCAAUUUGUUUCUGUAUAUAAUUUCAAAAUAAUUUCCAAACAAAAUAGUGUGUGAUUUAAGGGAGAUUUAGCUGUUGUUGCUUGCACAUCUCAUGACCACCUGGUACCUUUAUUUCUUUGUCACAUCUAUUGAUAUUUUGAAAUAUUUUUCUCCAUAAACGCAUUUUAUAGAAUGAUAAUGUGGUGGUCCAUUGCUGGGAUUUAAGCAACUGCAAAAACAAAUUUGUAAUUUAAAUUUUUUAGUACCCACCCCACACCAAGGAAGUCCAAGUUUGUGUGUGUGUGUGUGUGUAUGGAAAAGUAUGAUAAAGAAUUUGGUAAAUAACAGAGAAAGAGAUAGGUCUAUGGUGACAGAUAAUGAGCGGGAGAGUUAUUGAUCUCAAAGUUAUUUCUCAUAACAAAUUAUGAUUUUUGAUUAUUAUUUUUGGAUGACCUUCUCUUUGGGACACAGAUUUCAAAAAUCAAAUUCAUUUUUCUCAACGACACACCAUUUCGGAGCCUUUCAAGGCUAAACAGAGACGUAUAACCACAUACAUUCGCAUUUAUAUAGUAAUACGUAUAAAUAUGUAUAUAUAUAUAUACACUUGAAAGAUAUUCUUGGAGAUAUUUUUAUAGAUUUUUCUCAUUUUGGUUGAUUAAGUUUAAUACGAAACAAUUUUUUGUUAUAUCUUAACUUUUAUAAUAUUAAUUAUUGAAAACACAACAAAUUUUAAUAAACCGAUGGUAACCAAUCUCUUACUCACCCACCACAUUGAACAUU